AUGCCAGGGAAGCCCAAGCACCUGGGCGUCCCCAACGGACGCAUGGUUUUGGCUGUCUCCGAUGGAGAGCUGAGCAGCACGGUGGGACCCCAGGAGCAGAGUGAGGGCCGAGGCAGCUCCCUCAGCGUCCACAGCCUCCCCAGUGGCCCCAGCAGCCCCUUCCCCGCGGAGGAGCAGCCUGUGGCCAGCUGGGGCCUGUCCUUCGAGCGGCUGCUGCAGGACCCGCUGGGCCUGGCUUACUUCACUGAGUUCCUGAAGAAGGAGUUCAGUGCCGAGAACCUGACUUUCUGGAAGGCCUGCGAGCGCUUCCAGCAGAUCCCCGCGAGCGACACCCAGCAGCUGGCUCGGGAGGCCCGCAGCAUCUACCAGGAGUUCCUGUCCAGCCAGGCGCUGAGCCCCGUGAACAUCGACCGGCAGGCCUGGGUCGGUGAGGAGGUGCUGGCGGAGCCGCGGCCGGACAUGUUCCGGGCACAGCAGCUCCAGAUCUUCAACUUGAUGAAGUUCGACAGCUACGCGCGCUUCGUCAAGUCCCCCCUGUACCGCGAGUGCCUCCUGGCGGAGGCCCAGGGGCGCCCCCUGCGGGAACCUGGUUCCUUGCGCCUCGGCAGCCCCGACGCCACCAGGAAGAAGCCGAAGCUGAAACCCGGGAACUCGCUGCCGCUGGGUGUGGAGGAGCUGGGGCAGUUGCCGCCGGCUGAGGGCGCUGCGGGCCGCCCGCUCCGCAAGUCCUUCCGCGGGGAACUGUCGGGCUCAGCAGCAAAUUCGGGCUCCCUCAACUCCUCCGCCAGUCUGGACCUGGGCUUCCUUGCCUUCCUCAACAGCAAAUAUGAGUGCCAUCGGAAGAGCCUUGGGAGCUCAGAAGGUGAGAGUGACAGCCGGACGGGGAAGUACUGCUGCGUGUACCUGCCUGAUGGCACCGCCUCCUUGGUCCUGGCCCGGCCUGGCCUCUCCAUCCGGGCCAUGAUGGCAGGCAUCUGUGAGAAACGAGGCCUCUCCCUACCUGACAUCAAGGUCUACCUGGUGGGCAACGAGCAGAAGGCCCUGGUCCUGGAUCAGGACUGCACCGUGCUGGCGGACCAGGAAGUGAGGCUGGAAAACAGGAUCACCUUCCAGCUGGAGCUGGCGGCGCUGCAGCGCGUGGUGCUCAUCUCGGCCAAGCCCGCCAAGCGGCUGCGGGAGGCGCUGCAGCCCAUCCUGGCGAAGCACGGCCUGAGCGCUCACCAGAUCGAGCUGCGCCGGCCAGGCGAGAAGCAGCCGCUGGACCUGGGGCAGCCAGUGAGCUCGGUGGCGGCCCAGAGGCUGGUGUUGGACACUCUCCCAGGUGUGAAGAUUUCUGAAACCGGCGACACCUGUCCCCGCCGAAGCCAGCGCACCCCGCCUGGAACCCAGGACAAGGGCAUCCCCCUCCCUCCACUGCCGCUCAGCUCCCUGGCCGAGGCUCCCAGCAGUGUCACUGGGAAGCGACAGACCUGUGACAUUGAAGGCCUGGUGGAGCUGCUGAACCGGGUACAGAGCAGCGGGGCCCAUGACCAGAGGGGCCUUCUGCGCAAAGAGGACCUGGUGCUUCCAGAAUUUCUGCAGCUGCCUGCCCACGGGCCCGACUCCCAGGAGGCCCCAGCACAGACUGAAUCAUCAGCCAAGCCCAAGAGAGGCCCCUGGGACUCUGCCCUCUGA
Molecule: messenger RNA, 1674 nt
Organism: Pipistrellus nathusii (Nathusius's pipistrelle)
Lineage: Eukaryota; Metazoa; Chordata; Mammalia; Chiroptera; Vespertilionidae
Source: the annotation of a GenBank genome assembly